ACAGCUCAGUUUGUCUUUGUGUUGUCGAGACUCAGAACUCGUCAUGUUGCUGAGAAGCUGCUGCUGCGUCCUCUGGAUCCUGGCCGCCGCCUUGGUCGCCAACGCCAACGCCAACGCCAACGCCAACGCCAACGCCAACGCUGCCUCCGCAGUGUUCGUGGAGAAGUCCGUGGCGAGCGGCGUGCUGCUCCAGCGGCGGCGGCGAGCCAACAGCGGCUACCUGGAGGAAAUGCAACAAGGAAACCUGGAGCGGGAAUGCAUCGAGGAGAUCUGCAACUACGAGGAGGCGCGGGAAGUGUUCGAAGACGACGCCAUGACGAAUCAGUACUGGCUGACGUAUGAAAAGCGUGAUGCGUGCCCGGAGAGCCCGUGCCAUAACAACGGGACAUGCGUCUACAACGGGACGUCCUACAGAUGUUACUGUAUGGAAGGCUUCGAGGGACAACACUGUGAGACAGAGAUAGAGGAGUCUCUGAAGUGUCUCUACCAGAACGGAGGCUGUCAGCAGUUCUGUGACGGUUCAGGACAAAGACGGAGAUGUUUCUGCUCCGAUGGUUACAGACUGGGAGAAGACGGACGCCAGUGUGUAGCUCAGGUGGAGUACCCGUGCGGUCAGCGGCCGAACCAGACGGCUCUGACCAGACUGGUCGGGUCCAACCACUGUCCCAAAGGAGCCUGUCCCUGGCAGGUUCUGGUCCAGUUAAAUGGAAACAGUCACUGUGGAGGAGCUCUGAUUAAUCCAGACUGGGUCGUCACCGCUGCCCACUGUAUCCACGGCAACCCCCCCCAAAACCUCACUGUCGUGGCAGGGGAACACAACCUGGACGUGGAAGAGGGCACAGAGCAGAGGAUACCCGUCUCCAUGGCGACCGCCCACCCCGGCUACGUGGCGGCGACGGGCGACAGCGACGUGGCCGUGCUGCGUCUGCGGCGCCCCGUGACUCUGGGCCGCCACGCCGUCCCCGUGUGUCUGCCGACCGCAGACUUCGCGGCGCGGGAGCUGCUUUCUGUGCGGUACCAUGCCGUGUUGGGCUGGGGGAAACGCACCACCGGCGGCAACAACCCGCCCGGGGGCGCGCACCCCACUCCCGCGGCGUCCCCCGUCCUCCGCAUGAUGGCCGUCCCCCUCCUGCAGAACUCGGAGUGCGCCCAGAAAGCCCGGCUCAACGUCAGCGCCACCUUGCUGUGCGCCGGAUACCUGGAAGGGAGGCAGGAGAGUUGCCGCGGCGACGAUGGCGGCCCGCUGGUCACGCUGUAUGGGGAUGUCCACUUCCUGUCUGGCGUGGUCGCCUGGGGCCGCGGCUGCUCACAGCCCGGGUAUUAUGGGCUGUACGCCAACAUGGCCAACUUGGUGGACUGGGUGCAGGGCGUCGUCACCACGGCAACAGCUUCGCCCGUGCUGGAACAGAAACUAGUUUAAAAACUAAACAGGAUGAUGUCAUUCUUAACGAAAAAUAAACGGCUUUGAAUUCUGUUUAAA
This is a messenger RNA of Sander lucioperca (pikeperch), 1480 nucleotides long. It is a transcript of the gene f7i, whose product is annotated as coagulation factor VIIi. The transcript has 8 exons. The record is from RefSeq and is a predicted model, not a curated record. Gene Ontology annotation, cellular component: extracellular region. The coding region runs from base 44 to 1420 and encodes 458 amino acids. Lineage: Eukaryota; Metazoa; Chordata; Actinopteri; Perciformes; Percidae. Gene Ontology annotation, molecular function: calcium ion binding; serine-type endopeptidase activity. Gene Ontology annotation, biological process: blood coagulation; proteolysis.